Molecule: messenger RNA, 457 nt
Organism: Esox lucius (northern pike)
Lineage: Eukaryota; Metazoa; Chordata; Actinopteri; Esociformes; Esocidae
Product: tubulin alpha chain-like
Exons: 2
Coding region: 92-457 (121 amino acids)
Biological process (GO): microtubule cytoskeleton organization; mitotic cell cycle
Cellular component (GO): microtubule; cytoplasm
Molecular function (GO): GTP binding; structural constituent of cytoskeleton
Source: RefSeq, a predicted model, not a curated record
UCCCAAACAACUCCUCAGUGGUAAAGAAGACACUGCUAAUAACUACGCUCGUGGCCAAUUUACCAUCGGCAAUGAGAUUGUGGACUCUGUCAUGGACAAGAUAGGUAAAAUGGCCCAGCACAGCAUCCAGUUUGUAGAAUGGUGUCCCACUGGGUCCAAGGUAGGAAUCAACUACAAGCCACCUACAGUUGUUCCUGGAGGAGACCAGGCCAUGGUCCAGAGGGCUGUGUGCAUGCUGAGCAACACAACAGCCAUUGCUGAAGCUUGGAGUCAUUUGGAUCACAAGUUUGACCUGAUGUAUGCUAAGCACGCAUUUGUUCACUGGUAUGUGAUGGAGGACAUGGAGGAAGAAGAGUUCUCUGAGGCCAGAGAGGAAAUGGCUACCCUAGAAAAGGACUAUGAGGAGGUUGGUGCAGAUUCUGGUGAUGCCUUUGGGGAGGAUGGAGAAGAAUAUUAA